Molecule: messenger RNA, 4295 nt
Organism: Megalopta genalis
Lineage: Eukaryota; Metazoa; Arthropoda; Insecta; Hymenoptera; Halictidae
Source: RefSeq, a predicted model, not a curated record
UAGUCUUCGCGGUUCAGUCUCUUGCCGAGUGUCUCCCGCGGAUAGUCUGUCCCCGUAAAUUAUCCGCCGGCGGCUCGAUAAAUCUCUCGAGCGAUGUCCGUUUUAUCCGCGGCGCUCCUGGAGCGUUGAUCGCGAGAGGGCCGAUCGAUCGACGAGCGAUUAAAAGCAGCGUACCGAUCUCGCUUCGGACGCGGCGUCGCCGCGACAGACCGAGAAACUCGAUAGGAGAGUAAAGUGAGACGUCUCGGCAGCCUUCGUGGAACUCGGCAGUGCUAAUCGCGCGGCUAACUCGUGACCCAUCUGCGCGAGGAGGAGCAUCGCGAUCGGAUUAACUGGAAGAUUGAUCGCGACCGAUCGACCGGUUAUUAAGGGAACCGCGGCUACCGGAUCGGUGAUUUCCCAAGAGAUCGAGCGAAGGGGAGACAAGAAACCAGUGAAAACGGAGUCUGAGAAACGGCCGAUCGAUCGAGCGAGCGAGCGAGCGAGCUAGCGAGUAAACCAGCUAGCGUGCGCAGCGCCGGUGCACGCGCGUGCAGCGGCAUAAUUGAAUCGCCGCGUAAUCAACCGGCAUUGCAUAAUAUUCGCCGGCGAGGAAACCGAAUGAAAAAUAGCGACGCCGAGCCAGCCGGGUUGUUAAACCUCUGUUCCAUGUUCCCGCAGAUUGGAUGCGCCGCGGAUUUUCGUUCUCGUUCCAUUGUUGUCGCGAUUGCGCAACCGUCGCGCCAAGCCGCCAAGAAAUCCGCGCGACGCGACCGCGAGGAUUUCAAUUAGCUCGCUGGCGGUUAGCAUAAUUGGCCGGCCGCUCUCGGCACCGCCAGCCCGGAAAUUAUUGGGGACCUCUCUUCAACUGGACGGCAGCGAGUCGGCAUUAUCGCGACCAGCGAAACCAGUCGCGAUCCACCUUGUCGCGUGUCGAUUCUGCUGUCGCGCCGCACGACGCCCAUUUCCCUGGCCGAGUUCCAUGCCGCCCGUUUUGUGCGUUCCGUUCACGGUCAAGUGCUCUUUGUUCCGAAGUCGACAGGAAGCGACCAACGAUUUCCGCCGGUGGGAACCGACCGGCUUGAAUAUGCGCGUCUAGGACGCCGUGCGACGAUGUCACCGCGUGGCAGGUGCUCAGGUACCUCAGGCGAUCCCCUUUUGUCCCGACGGUUUCGGACAGUACGGUGUCGGUCGUGAACAAUGUCGUGCGUGGAGCACAGACUGGCGCCGUGCUUUGGAACCCAGGUCUGAGAAGACGUCGAAGCAACUCCGAACCUAAUCUCCUAGUCGCCGAGCAGCUUAGACAGAUCGCUUAGACACGAUCGCAAGACAAGUGUUCAGGUACCGCCGACUAUCUCCAUUGGAUCUGACAGUUUGUAAUCGGCGAGUAUCGGAUCAAAGAUCAGACCAAAGAAGAUGAAGAUCGCCGAGCUGGGAAAGGCGUCGCGUUUAUGAACUGAGUCCUGAAAACAUCGAAGCAACCUCGAACCCGGUCUCCUGAUUUCAAAUCGAACUAAUCGCAGAGGAACUUGGUUGGCCGCUAAAGGUCGUCAGGGAACAAUGAUGGAGAACGUGUACGUGAUAAAGGUGAAGACGAAGCCGCCCAUGUCCUCUUUGUACCCAUCGGAGCGACGCUAUUCAGCUUCGACCGUAGGGGGACUGUCCUUCGUUCACUUCGGCCUAGGCGCCCUUUCGUUGCUCUUGGGCAGCCUGGCCUUGUCUCUUCAAGGUCCCAUCCUCUCAGCGGCCUGCCUGGUCCCGUUCGUGACAGGGGUCCUGGCUUGGCGACGGUGGUACAUCGACAGGAACAUCGCCAUCUUCUUCUACGGCAGCCUGUUCUCGUUGAUCGCGGCGGUCCUCUGCUUCGUCGCCACUGUCUUCGACAUCGCAGCCGCGGCUGAGAGCACCGCGAGACCUCUGUGGUCCUUGGAGCAGAUCCUGGAGCAACAUCCGACCCGCGCCGAGAUACAUCUGAGGAACGAGACGCUGAUCGACGAGAUGAGGGAACAGGAGACGUUCAACGUCACGGACGCUUACGAUCAGUUGGCGAAUGUUACGCCCGGCAUAGUGAUAGAUAACAUGUCUAACAUAUCUGGGUACAUCUUGAGAGCCUCGACCAGCGAUCCGAGCGAAAUGUCAGCCAACGGCACUGAAAGUCCUCCGACAACCGCGACCAAGGAGAACGUGGAAUCGCGGAAUUUCACCGAGGAGUCAUUGCUGUCUAUAAAGAGCAGGGUGAUGUCCUUCUGGAAGCAGAACUACCAGGAUACUUCGCAUGCUAGGAUCCUGUUAACGGUGAACGUUUUGGUCGCGGCGUUGCUCGAGGCUUUCUGGUCGGCUCUCAGCGCCAGGAUCGCGCUGAAGGGGAUGAUGAACCGGCUGCCGGAGUCCAGUUACCUCAACGACGGCACCGGACAGGCUAACUCGACGAGCACGGGAGGUCUGGGGAAGAGGAAACUACCGGCUCCGAGGCCGGACAUCUUGGACCACGAUCGGAGACUGUCGGAGAGCUUGCAGAACCUCAGCGCUCUUCACGGUUUGAGGAACCCGGGACCAAGGCUGCCUCUGCCAGAGUCUAGCAGGGAGUUCAGGGAGAGGGUGGAGAGGUUCCUGGCGAACCAGGCUGCGCACAGGGUCGUCGAGGGAUCCUGUUCUUGAGCAGAAGCUCGAAGACGUGAACGGAGAUGACGGAACCGUUUAUGAGCGAUGAACUGACAUCGACUGUAUCGAUCUCACACCGUAGAUUAGCAGCACCCUGAGACAUUGUGCAACGAAUUAGCAGACUCUCGUAGGAACUCCAGGUCCCUCUCGGUUCGCUCGGUUAAUUAAUCGCCGACCGAAACGCAUUGUAUGCGAUUCGCGGGAGCGAAUAGGAUAUCUCGCGGAGUCGGCCGCGCGAUUGCGACACACAUCGUCGCGGUCGAUUCGGAUACAGUUAAAGAACGGUUGUUACCCGCAACGAGUCUUGAUUCGCGGUCUUCCGCGAGAUCGCAUCAAUCGCGAUCCCAGAAAAUGGUUAAUUGCGAUUUAUUCACCUCCGACGAUGAGUUGCCGGAGCCGCGGCGUUAAUUAAACUCUUCCGUCGGAAUCGAAUUAACUGUUGCGUCACGAUCGCGGAUUGAACUUGAAGUACGAAGGCACACGCAUACACACAUACACGCAAGCACGCUGAUACAGGCGCACAGACACGCUACUUGGGAAACGUAGUCCCGUUUCUGUACAGUGGAUCUAGAUCUAGAGCCAGGCAGAACUUAGCUCACAAUGGAUUCGGCCUUUCGUACGCGCGCAUAUACCUCUACGUGUUGCGAAAGUUCAACGAUCGUGCAGCCGCUUGCGAAAUCCCAUAAUCUGAUAUUGGCCAACGCGCAGAGCGCGGGAGUUUACCGAGAAAACCGCUGACAAUAGAGCUACACGUCUAUAGAUCCCGCAUUCCUCGUUAAAUGCUUACCUGGGCGUGUUUCUGCGACAUAUAACAGCGAGCACUGUCGCCGUCUAUGCCCUCCGAUUGGGUCGUCCAGAUAAUUCCAUUCGGUCUCGUUGCGUCUCCGGCUUGCGACUGCGUUCUAAUUUUUUCGGGGAGACAGCGCUGAGUAGAAGAACAGAACGGAACAAAGAGUGUGCGUGCGUGUGCGUGCUCCUCGAGUUUAUUAGCCCGCGACGGAAUCGCGUUGGAGUCAGUCGCGCGAACCUUUGACCGGCGGUUUCUUUACAAAACGAAGCUUUAUUUCUCAUAAUGAUCAGUUACAUCGUUCGACUUGCUACGUAGAUCGCUCUUAAGGUACACUUUAUCGAGUAAACAACGUUAAACUACUCGGGCCUCCAUCCACGCUCGGGUCCCGGCUAGAAAAUAUUCAUCUGCCCCGCUGGUUACGCAACGAGCGGCCGACAACGACGACAAACGGUUCGACGAUAGUCUAAUCUGUCCCGCCAGAUCGCGAAGAUUCGAUCGUUCGCUAGUACUUCUUGGUCCACCUGAAUUUGUACACGGACUGUCCGUGGGUCCGCGCUAGUUCCUUAAAAUAAAAACGGGGAAUCGUAGAAACGGGAGUGUAGACGUGAAGGUCGGAGCUCCGCCGCGAAUGUAUCAGCCGCGCCGGUACGGUCCAUCGAUUGUUUCCGAAGGACCCAGCUGACCGACCGUUAAAUGGCAGUGACCGACCGGCCAGUUAGCGGAUUCGACGGGACGCGCCGGCGACACUGUAAAUUCGAACGCGUAAAUUGUGAGACGGCUGUUGCAACGAUUAGCGGCUAAGUGCGAAAUCGAGCUGACAUCUAGCAAGGUAUUGGCAAGAGUAAAGCACACGUUUGUACAUGGA